AUUAAAAAAUAAUACUUACCAUCUUUCUUAGAAGCUAUGAAUAACUUGUAUUUUGAUCGAAAUCAAUCAAUUUAAAAACGAAACACGUGAAAACAUUACGUUCUGUUGGUUGGGCUGAAAAGGGGUUGGGUUCAGCCGGUUCAAUUUCAACGGCGUGGGGCGUGUUCCGAAGUUCACUGAUAAGGAAGACGACCCAGUUAUUUGUGUCUCUUUUCAACACACGAACUCUGAUUGAAUCGAACGAAGAAUCUAUCAACGAGUUUGACCGAAUUUAGAACGCAUCUUGUGAAAGAAUCAUCGCGAUGUUUUUUACACAUACGUCUGCAUUCCUGCAACGAAUUAAAUUCCCAGAUUGAAUUUACGCUCUCUGGUGCAACUCAUAGAAAUCAACAUCUCGAUAUUGUAUAUGAUCACCAAAUGCAGUGUGACGAAAUUUUCAUAAUAAGAUUAAACACAUUGAAUCAUAUGCACGAUGGUUGUUUGUAAAUAUUAUCUACAAGGGAAUUGUCGAUUUGGACAGUAUUGUCAAUUUGAUCAUAUAAAUUUUGUAGGAAAUAAUACCAAAGCUGAUUCUUACAAUGAUGACGAAUAUUUGGCGGUAUUGGUUGCGAAAGAAAUACUUAUCGCGGAAAAAGGAGGACAAUGGUUAUUAUCAUGUUUUGCACCGAUUAAAGAAAAACCAUGCAUUCCUGGCAUGGAAGACUUGUCACCAGAAGAAGUACGAUGGGAAAUGUAUAAAGCCCAAAGCUCUGGAAUGGUAGAGCAAGCAAAAUUACAUUUUCAACAAUUAUGUAGAGAUAUGAAAGCAAAAAGGGAAGCUUUUAAAAAUCCUACCCGUGAAACAUUAACCAAACUUAAAGAAAUUUUAGGAACAGGUCAUAAAAAUACCAGGAAUGAUAAUACAUCUGGAAAAUCCUCCAGUUUUGCUUUUGCAACUCCUCAACUUGGACAUCCAAGCAGUACUCCAUCCUCUUCUGUAUUUGGAAACAAAACAUUUGGAAGUCAAAACAAUCCAUUUAGUGGAGGUUUCACUUCCACCAGUAAUACAUCAAUCUUUGGGAAAACAACCACGACUUCAAAUCCUGUAUUUGGACAAAACACGCAGACUUUUGGCUCAUCUGGUUCAAUUUUCGGUGGCGGAGCUUCCCAGCCCGUUUUUGGGCAGCCCAGCAUAUUUGGAACAUCCAAUCAAGUGAACAAUGUUUUCGCCAGGCAAACAUCUCAGGCAUCCACAUCGGUAUUCAAUAGUGGAGCAACUUCUUCUUCCUCUCUAUUCAAUAGCACUUCCUCUCAAUCUAAUGCUUCUAUAUUCACUGGAGCUAAAACCUCUACUGCUAAUCCGUUUGGCGGUUCCUCAAAUUUACAGACUACCAACUCCAUGUUUGGAGUUACUCCAUCCUCAAGAACUUUUAGUUCGGGAAUAUUCUCACAAUCUGAAACACCUGCUUUUGGAGGAGCACCAGUUUUUGGCGGUUCGGCAACCUUUGGAAAUAAUUCUGGUUCUAUAUUCGGCGAGAAACCGACAUUUGGAAGUUCUGGCGGUAUAUUUGGUGGAUCCAAUACUACAACACCCGCUUUUAGUACCGCACAACCUACAAAUGCUUUUGGCAUUACCACUUCUACACCUUCUGUGAACAUGUUCGGAAAUACUCAGGGUACUACACCCGCCAUUUCCACUUCUACUGCAUCACCAUUUGGCAUAACGCCUUCGACGACUGCUAGUCCCUUUGCUACCGCGACCUCACAAUUUGAAACAAAUAGUACGGCAGCUUUCUCAAAGUCUACAUUCGGAAUAACUACGGGAACUGCCAGUGAAACUUUUCCUACAGCAGCUACAUCUUCUAGUACAACAUUUGGUACUCUAAAUACCGGAGUUACUUUCGGAACACCUAGUACUACUACUCCAUUCACAUCAUCUACAUUUGGUGAUAUGAGCAAUUCACCGUUUGGUUCCACAAAUGUUACAAGUACAACUACAACCACGAAUACCUUUACAUCACAACAAAUUACUUCGCCAUUUGGUACUUUCGCGCAAAGUCAAACUUCUAAUAGCGUGACGGCAUCUACAAACGAACCAUUUGGAAAACCAUCUUUCACUGCAACGUUGACAGCAAUUGUUAUUGAUGACAGCGUUUAUUCGUUAGAUAAUCAAUUAACAGCUGAGGAAAAGAGUAUGUUCUUGGCAGAGAAAUUUAGUUUCGGAAAAAUUCCAUUGAAACCACCUACAAAAGACAUUAGGUAAUAAAACAAAGAGGUUGGUUUAAUGGGGAAUAUGUGCUGUGAUAUUUGUUUCCUGUAUUCAUGUACAAUUAAGAUAGAAAGAUUGCAAAGGAUUGUAGUAAUAAAUAAUAUAUAUUUGCCAACAAUGUUCCAAUUUUUAUAAGAUUCAAUGAAAUGCUCGUUUAGCAAAUGAAACGCGAAAAACUAAACGACAUUUCUAAAUUGUAAUGAAAUAUGUAAUAAAGUAUAGAAUUUGCAUCCUUAUAAU
This is a messenger RNA of Apis florea (little honeybee), 2488 nucleotides long. RefSeq lists its product as uncharacterized. Lineage: Eukaryota; Metazoa; Arthropoda; Insecta; Hymenoptera; Apidae. Gene Ontology annotation, molecular function: metal ion binding. The record is from RefSeq and is a predicted model, not a curated record.